AUGAGGGUAAAUUCAUCCCCAUUAUCGCCCAAUACUACUACUGGCUCAACAGCUUCAGCAACAUCACCAUCGACGACGUUGAACGAUUCGAAUUUAUCUUUGGAUGAACUUGAUUCGUUAAGUAGUGCAUCUUCGAUGCAUUCGAAUACAAUACUAUUGAAUCAAUUUGUGGCAGCCGCUUCUAAAAAGACAAGAAAGAGUAGACCUACUAGUAAUGACAGUAUUGAUGGGUUACCUCAAAUUGGAAUUACUAAUGAAUUUGGAAAUGUAAAGAGAGUAGCAAGUCCUCAGGAGGAUGAAGAAAGUUUUGUGAUGAGUGAUUCUUCAAAGAGUGGAAUGACCAGUAAUACAUCGAGGUCUUCCUUCUCUUCAAUGAAUUCUUCAUUCUUUGAGGAGUUGGAGGCACAAUUUAUGAAUACAUCGAGGUCAAUACACUUGAUUCAUUUAUUAUUGCAUCCAGUGACAAAGGAAUUAUUCAGACAAUACUGUAUCAAGACGAGGGUUUGCGAGCUCUUUGAUUGCCUGGAGGAAAUUAGAUUGUAUUAUGUGGCAAUCGAUACAUUUAAAACACAAUCUCAUAAGAGAAAGAUUGAGGAAAUGAAACAUUUACUCAACACGAAUCAAAAUUCUCCCAAGAUCAGUGCCUCCUCUGAGAAUAUGUCUGUUUCUUCUAGUACUGAUUCUCUUAAAAGGAAGAAUAGAAUGUCAUUAUCAGCGAGUGGUACCAAACUCUUUUCAAACAAACGUCAAUCAGUAGCUCUCCUCUUUAAUAAUAAUAGUAAUUUGAUGGAAUUAUUGCAGGAGAAAAUUCAUCAGGAUAAGAAUAUGGAUGAGGAAAUUUCAUUUAUGGGAUUAUUUUCACUUGGAACACAGGAAAAGGAUCAAAUUACAAUAGAAGAUAUAUCAAAAGAGGAGAGGGAUUCCCUCAAGGAAAAGGCACAGAAAAUAUUCGACUCUUUUCUCUCUCCCAAAUCAAAUAGAGAAGUCAACAUUGAUAGCACACUCCGUUCUUCAAUAGAGACCAACUUGAAAAAUCUCGAUUCAGACCACUCUCUGUUUGAGAAACUUUAUGAGGAAUUACGUCUAUUAAUUCUAAGACAACUCAAAACUGACGUGUUGUUCAGGUUUGAAAAAUCAUCAGAUUGGACCACCUUCCUCUCUGAUACUCAUAAUGUUUCAGUGGUGGAACAAGUUAUGGAUUAUAGUAACUCUGUUUGGUCAGCCAAUGCAGAUUUUGGAGGAUUUAAACGAAUGACCAAGAGGGAUUGUGUCAGAGAUUAUGUCAAAAAGGAAGACUUUUCAUUCAUGAAACAUGUUUUAUUUGCACCUCUUCCACAUUGGAAAAAUCUUACAAAUACCAAAGCAACCAAUUCUCCCUUCUCAACAUCCUACUCGAAGGGAAAGUACUUCAUUGAUCAAGAAUCAAUUCGAUUGAAAUUUGGAUGUCUCAAAGAAACAGCCACUCUUCCUUUCAGUGCUGAGGAAGUUUUUGCAGCCAUUCACUCUAAACUCUUCCAAUCCAUCACAGAUGACACUCUCAAUGUCGAUGACUCGAUAUUUUGUCUCAAGAGCUUCUCUCACCGUGUAGUAGAAGGUAUUCUACCAACUGACAUAAGCAAGUUUUCUUUCAAUUUGCCAAUUCCACUUUCAAAUCAAAGAGGUUGUUAUCAAGCUCACUCUACAAUUUAUGAACCAGAGUCGAAACGAUAUUAUUAUUUCAGCAAACCAAUUCUAUUCAAUGAAAAUUACUCUUUCGAAAAAGAGUCUGUACAGUGCUAUUCAUUCAAUAUGGUUUGUGUGGAAAAGGUUGAUGACAGAAAUUGUAAAUACUACAGUGCUUUUAUAUCCAACUUUGGAGGAAUUUUGAAACACUUCUCCACCAAGGUUUUUAAGAGAAUUGCUUGGAAACGAUCGAGUCAAACUCGAAAGUCUAUGAUAGAAAAGCUCACUGAAAAUCGAGAUAGUUUAUACAAUAAUACUAGAGAUGGCUACGACACUUGUCUGGAUAAUCUCAAGAGCACAAACAUAAUCAUGAACACAAUCCAAAGUAUGUCCUUGUUGCCCUGCAACAACCAUAAAAUCUUCCGAUCGUAUCUCCCUAAAGCAAACAGCUUCUCCAUACCUAACACUUCUCAAGCCAUCAGAAAGCAAGCCUCCAGGCAAGAGUUUGCCAAAUUAUUAACAAAUCCUUCAAACUCAAUUGACCAAACCAGAGAAGGAACCUACGCUUGGUACAGGUACCAGUUAGAAAAGAACAAUAGAUUGGGUAACACACUCUUCAAAGACCCAAUCAUGACAAGAUUAGGUUUCCAGUCAACCUCCACAACAAGUAAAGAGUUGUUUCACUACUUUCGAACAUUUAAAACCAAAGAAAAGUGUUCGAAACAACAUACAUGUAAAAUUUAUGCAGACAAGACAGCUGGUGAGUUCUUAGAAGAAGGUGUACCAUUGGAUGCUGUUCUUCAUCAUUGUUUCUAUGGAGAACCUUUCUUUUUGAAUUCACUAUUGGAUGAAGCAUCAAUUGUGAAGGAAUUUCAACAUGAAAUUGUGGAUUCGAAUGGAAAAUUGAAACGAAACGAAAUGUUUACUCAUGCGCAGGAUAUUCUAUUACAUUCCCAUAGGAUGGACGAAAGCCAAGGCGAGAAAAUGUGGAGAGGAAUGAGAAGAUUGUCACUUCUCAUGUGCAGUGAAGCUGUCGUUGUGAAUCAACUUGAAAAAUUAUCACAAAAUCCAAAUUCACUCCUUCCUCAAAUGUCAAUGGAAAAAUUUGCCCAGUCAACUGCAGAUAUCUCAAUUUGUUUUCUUUCUACAUGCUCUGUUUGGGUUAAUUAUCAAUAUAAUUACAUGUCUCUUUCAAAUUCUGAUAAAUUUGGUACGAAACCCUUCUCCAAAAAUAAGGGAAUUUGCUCCUUCAUUUCCAAUUGUGAUAGAGGAGGAACAGAACUCAAACAACGUUAUGAACUAUUGCAAUAUCUUUCCAAGUACAUUCCAGUGAAACAAUUUGGCAAAUGUGGCAAGAAUUCACAAGAAGGAAAAGGCGGGAAACCUUUCGAAUUGGAAAAUAAUUGUCGAUUCUAUUAUGCAGCUGAGAAUUCCAUUACAAAAGAUUAUGUCACUGAGAAAUUCUUUGAAGGAAUCAAAGCACUGGAAAAUGGAGCUAGAAUGAUCAUGUUGUAUCGUGGGGCUCCAAAUUUGAGAAUUGAUUUCGGAUUUCCAAAGAGUUUGUUUAUUGACCAAUCGGAUUUCCAAUCUGUUGAUGAAUUGGGAAGAUUUUUGAAGAAACUAAAUGAAGAUGAUCAAGCAUUUGAGGAAUAUUUCAAUAGAAUGAUUAUUCAGGAAAGAAGCAAAGUCGAUAGUGCACUUGCUGGUUUCGAAUAUCGUUUAGGUUCGAAUAUUCCAUGUAGAAUUUGUAAGAUAAUAGGACAAAUGAAAUUGGCAAGAUAUCUAUUAUUCAAAAUUGGAUUCCAAUCAACAAAUAGACCAAAAAUUAAUUUGAAAGAAUGGAAUAAUUUCAAAUAUCAAAGAUUUUCAUCUUUUUCAGCCGAACGAUUGAAAAUUCUUGAUGAAAUUUAUUAUUAUGGAUACGAAAUCUUUCAUAAGGAGAAUAACAAUCAGAAUGAGUUUGGUCGUGGUUGGAACUUUGAUAAUUAA
Molecule: messenger RNA, 3651 nt
Organism: Naegleria gruberi
Lineage: Eukaryota; Heterolobosea; Eutetramitea; Acrasida; Naegleriidae
Exons: 3
Coding region: 1-3651 (1216 amino acids)
Cellular component (GO): membrane
Molecular function (GO): alpha-(1->3)-fucosyltransferase activity
Source: RefSeq, a predicted model, not a curated record